Triplophysa dalaica is the source of this 586-nucleotide messenger RNA. RefSeq names its product histone H4. The transcript has a single exon. Gene Ontology annotation, cellular component: nucleosome. Gene Ontology annotation, biological process: nucleosome assembly. The record is from RefSeq and is a predicted model, not a curated record. Bases 275 to 586 code for a protein of 103 amino acids. Lineage: Eukaryota; Metazoa; Chordata; Actinopteri; Cypriniformes; Nemacheilidae. Gene Ontology annotation, molecular function: DNA binding; protein heterodimerization activity; structural constituent of chromatin.
UGAUGACAUCAUUUUAUUGGAUGAACUAUCAUUUAAAGUUUAUUGUUUAGUUUCUUAGAAAAUCUUGAAGUUGUUGUUUUUUUGUAAAUUACACAACGUUUGUUUUUACUGAAAGCAUUGGGAUGGCAGAGGCGUGAAGAAAAAACAUGUAAAUGACGUGGGCUGUUCCCGCCCUCGUCUGCAUGUUUCUAUUAGGUCCUAUAAGCACAUGUUUAAACACUCUGCCGACGGUUUUCUCCCAUUGAUAAGCUUUAUUCUUAGCUAACAUUUCAUCAUGUCUGGAAGAGGCAAAGGCGGAAAGGGACUCGGAAAAGGAGGCGCGAAGCGUCAUCGUAAAGUUCUGCGUGAUAACAUCCAGGGGAUCACCAAGCCUGCCAUCCGUCGUCUUGCUCGACGCGGCGGAGUGAAACGUAUCUCAGGUCUCAUCUACGAGGAGACUCGCGGUGUGUUGAAGGUGUUUCUGGAGAACGUUAUCCGUGACGCCGUCACCUACACCGAGCACGCCAAGAGAAAGACCGUCACCGCCAUGGACGUCGUGUACGCGCUGAAACGACAGGGACGCACUCUGUACGGCUUCGGAGGUUAA